CAAUCAGAAGUUAGCUACAUUGUUAAUUGUAAUCUUGGUACAACUCUGAACUCUAAUAAUAUUAAAUAUUAAUAUAUGUCUAAGUUGAGAAAAGGUUAUGAACAUUGGUUGAUAGAGAUUAUUAAUGAUAUUUUAAAUGAUAAAAAUAAUUCAUAAAAUAUGUCGAAGGUAACAAAAAGGAAACAUGUCAUGAACGAAGCCCUGUGGGAUGAUUAUGAAUUACCUAAAGAAAAUCAAAGUGUUGUUCGAGUUUUAAGAAGCCGGGGAAAUAAUUUGCACGAGGUAACUACACCUAAUGGUGAAGAAUAUCUGGUUUCAAUGCCAACUAAAUUUCGAAAAAAUAUAUGGGUCAAAAGAGGGGAUUAUGUUCUAGUUGAACCAAUUGUUGAAGGUGAUAAAGUGAAAGCUGAAAUAAUCAAGAUUAUGAACAAAGACUCAAUGAAGUAUUAUAAAGAGAAUAACAUAUGGCCUAAAGAGUUUGAUUGUGAUAAGAAACAGACAGUAAGCAAUGAUAAUGACUUGUUUGUAAAUACCAAUAGACAUCCAAUCCAAAAUUAUAGUGAAAGUGAUUCAAGUGAAUUAAGCGAAUAGUGACAUUAAUGCCUAAAGAUUGUGCUGUAUCUGACAACUUAUUGCAUCAAGCAAUUUUUUUCUACACAAUGUUAUAGAGGUUGAGAUAAAUGGAUUAAUUAAAGAGUUGAGAGAUAUUUGUAUAGAAUUAUAAUAAUGUAAUCAAUUUUUAAUAUAAACGAAAACAAAAUCUG
Molecule: messenger RNA, 764 nt
Organism: Pieris napi
Lineage: Eukaryota; Metazoa; Arthropoda; Insecta; Lepidoptera; Pieridae
Product: probable RNA-binding protein EIF1AD
Exons: 2
Coding region: 160-591 (143 amino acids)
Biological process (GO): translational initiation
Cellular component (GO): nucleus
Molecular function (GO): RNA binding; translation initiation factor activity
Source: RefSeq, a predicted model, not a curated record